This is a messenger RNA of Caenorhabditis briggsae, 657 nucleotides long. It is a transcript of the gene Cbr-dml-1, whose product is annotated as Protein CBR-DML-1. The record is from RefSeq and is a predicted model, not a curated record. Bases 1 to 657 code for a protein of 218 amino acids. The transcript is spliced from 3 exons. NCBI's taxonomy places the organism in Eukaryota, Metazoa, Nematoda, Chromadorea, Rhabditida, Rhabditidae.
AUGCGUGCUUCUUUUGGGGAAUCUUUCAACGUUAGCGAAGAAAUGAGAGACUUGGUGCAUCAGGCUGAAAACUGGGCGAUUUCGGAUCCAGGAUUCUCCCGGAUUCCAGAAGCUUCCGCUAUCACUCGUGGCCUAGGAAAACAGGUUCUAACCAGAGCAGCUGUGUUGCUUAUGAAGCAAAUGGGUGUGGGGUCGAUUGAGAAUUUUGUGAAAGGCGAGAAAAUGAAAGAAACAAUCAUGGCGAACAUAAAAACAGAAGAAGACGAUGAUGAUGACGAUGAUCCGAUGGAAGAGUUUCGGAACAGAAUGCAGAAUGGCAAAGGAUCUCCGUGUACACCAAGAACGAAGGCUGCCCUGAUGGCUGAAUUUUUUCCAGUUGGUGCUGGAGUCCCCAAAAUUGAUUUUGAGGAGGAACCAAAAAAGAUGUUCCUGAUCCCGAAGAAUCUUCCACGGAAAUCGGAUAUCAAGCCUAUGUUCACCUCCACACCAAUCUCCAAAACACCACGUAGAUCUUCUGGAGUCGUCGUUGAGAAGCCGAUGGACGGAGACAUGACCCCAUUCGAGAAUCGAGCCAGCCGACUUAGACGGCAAAAAUUGGAGGAGUCGCGGAAAUCGUUUGAUACAUCGUUUAACUCUUCUUAUUCCAGAUGGAAAUAG